Molecule: messenger RNA, 1463 nt
Organism: Argiope bruennichi
Lineage: Eukaryota; Metazoa; Arthropoda; Arachnida; Araneae; Araneidae
Product: transmembrane protein 59-like
Exons: 6
Coding region: 113-961 (282 amino acids)
Source: RefSeq, a predicted model, not a curated record
AGUUUCGAUAUCAUAAUAAUAUCGUAAUCGUUGCCAGAAAUUGUUAUCGACAUUAUUGUUGAUAUUUAACGUAUUUGUGAAAGGUUUGUGUAAUUGAUAUCAGAAUCCAAGUAUGCUCCAUAAACAUCUAUUUCCUGUUGCAGUAUUAUAUCUUUUUAUCUUGCAAAUUGUUUCGUGUUCUGUUGUAGAUGGUUUAUUAAAACGAGCCAAAGCUUGUGAAUCAAAGUGCGAGCAGAAUAUUUCUACAUCUGCACCUGAUCUGAAGCAACCCUGUGCGGAAGGAUGCCGUCUAUACAUGGUGUUUGGUGUGCGCAAAGAUUUUCGUGAUUCAAAUAAAACAUUAAAAUUGUGUGAAAAUGCUUGCUCUGAAGGAUAUGUCAAUGAAUCACAUGCAAAUGCUUGUAGAUAUGGUUGCAAUUCUCAAUCAGAAUCUAGAGAAUGGAAAGACGAGGAGGCACAAACAUUACACCUUGUCACUCCUUGGAUGUAUAUACGAAGUGCUUACAGCUCUUUGGCUCAUCAUGUAAAGCAGUUCAUAACUACAAGUUGGAUGGUAUAUGUACAAGAAGAUUCUGGAAAGAUGGUGAUUGUCCAGACUAGUCCAAAAGUUGUUGAAAGUGUGGAAUAUUCUGUAUCUAGUGAUGAUGACAACAGUGUGAAAGAUUAUCAACAAGACUGGCAAGAAGCUAAACUUGAUUGGAUGGAUUGUAUUUCACAUCAGUCUGGCAUUCCACGCUGGCUUUUAGUUGUAGUUCUUUUUGGAUUCAUCUUUGCACUCUUGUGGCUUUGUUGUGCUACAGCUGUCACAGCUCCUAACCAUUAUUUAUCACCAUCAAAGAAAAAAGACAUGGGUUACAUUUUGGUGUGUGAACCGAACAAUGAAAUUAAAGUACCAAUAGCACCUCUCAUUGAUGUAAAUGAAGAAGCUCCACCUCUGCCACCCAAAGUUUCUCUAAUUUAAACAUUAAUUUUUGUGUUUGUCAAAAUUUAACUGUUUAAAGCAUUUCUUAUUCUAUAUAAUAUUCUUAUUUAAAUCAUAUUUCUUGUUGAUAUGUUAGAUUAAAAUAUAAUUGGGCUUUCAGUGUCAGGAGGUGAUUUAGGUGUAUUUAUGUAGGCAUGUGAAUGUGCAUUUUUGUUUUCAAUUUCUCUUUUGUGAUAUAUACAAAGUUUAUUUUUGGCAAUUUAUUUAGUCUACUAGUCACAUUAUAACCACACAUUUUGAAACUGUAUAUUCUUUUCAAGGUCUAAGUUUCCCUCCCCCCUCAGAUGAUACAUAAUUAUAAUCAGAAAUCUAAAAUAUUAUUCAUGAAAUAUUUGAACAUUUUAUCUCUCAAAGCUUCUAUUUAUUAUGGAGCUAAACAUAAUCAGUAUAAUUAAACUUCUAUGUAUCUCUGAUAUGAAUUUUUUUGUAAUGAUAUUUAAAUCCCAUUUAUUUGUAAAAAAUAAAAUUUCAUUUGAAUUAU